AUGUUGAUCGAACAAAUUCCAACUUCAUCCUCAUCCUCAGAUGUCGGCGCCGAGAGUGGCGACCAGGAAACCUCGUUCCAGACCCAAGUCGAAAACCCUAGCCCAUCCUUUCAACCUCCACCACAAACCAGCGCCACCGCUCCACCUCCCGCGGUGGACGAAGAUACACUACGGCGCCUCGAUAAAAUCCUCCGGAGUAUACCCUCCGAGAUGGACAAUGCGGCCGCUUACGCCGCACUCGAAGUUAGACUCAGGAUUUCCCGGUCUAAAGAGCCUGCUUCGUCUUCUAAAACAAAAAUUCCACCUAGCUCUCCUACAUCGCCUCCGCCUACAUUCCCCCUUCCUAGCUCUCCUAUAUCACCUUCACCAUCUACCGUCCAACCUUCACCUCCAUCCCCCAUCCAGCCGAUGCACACCAGCGAGGACACCGCUGACGAAGAAAGAUGGGGGGAGGAUUAUGGGCAGCCGUUUGCUAUUCCGUCACCAGCAAACGGUGGCACCUCCACUUCGAUCCAUGAGCCGCAUUUGACUGGGGGCGGUGAAAUCAAUGACGAGGAAGUAGAGGACUUACGCCCAUUGUUCGACUAUAGGGAAGCUGAGAAGGAGAAGAAGCCACCACGCCGGAAGACGCGCCGUAUGACAACGGACUGGCUCCUGGAGGAGGUUGGAACCCUGAAAAUCCGAAGGGAGGAGGAAACGGUGGUGCAGAAACCUCGCACAGUACGGCCGGUGGCUGGUUGA
This is a messenger RNA of Salvia splendens (bonfire salvia), 741 nucleotides long. RefSeq names its product vegetative cell wall protein gp1-like. Lineage: Eukaryota; Viridiplantae; Streptophyta; Magnoliopsida; Lamiales; Lamiaceae. The record is from RefSeq and is a predicted model, not a curated record. The coding region runs from base 1 to 741 and encodes 246 amino acids. The transcript has a single exon.